This is a messenger RNA of Xiphophorus hellerii (green swordtail), 8640 nucleotides long. RefSeq names its product protein KIAA0100. The transcript is spliced from 40 exons. Lineage: Eukaryota; Metazoa; Chordata; Actinopteri; Cyprinodontiformes; Poeciliidae. The record is from RefSeq and is a predicted model, not a curated record. The coding region runs from base 542 to 7294 and encodes 2250 amino acids.
GACUUUCAACCAGAGCAGACCACAAACACAUCCAGCGGCUCCUAAAAGCGACGCUAAUUUGCUCUUUUCCAGCAUCGCCGCUGUUCUGUUACUGUUAGCGGUAGCGUUAGCACGCUAACUUGUUAGCUCCGAUUUGCUAUUGAUUUUACUUUGGGGUGACGCGGCGAGAAAAGUGGGUUUAACUGUUGCCUGUGCUGAUGGUAUGUUUCAAAGCUGUCCCCUCGCGUUACUGACUUGCGUUUCUUCAUGUUACUAACAAAUGUAGAGGCAGUAGGUUUCGGUAAAUGCUUCCACAUCAUUAGCUAACUUCUCAAAGUUUACGUGCUAUGUGGAAUUCCUCUCUAGAACUACUUUAGCGAUAUUAGCGCAGUGCGGCUAUUCCUCAACGCAAACCUGCCGCUAAAUCUUUGGAGGACGGUGACGACUCGUGUGUCCCACUUUGCGGACUUUCGGCUAAUGACACCGUUAUGUCUUCCUCUUUGACAGCAGCUGGUAGAUAAGCGGGCAGCCGCACUCAAUGUCCAACAUUUGGGUGUGAACAAUGUCUCUCCUCCUAGUAUCCUUUCUUCUAAUCCUCCUGUCGGGGGUCGUGCUGUUACGUUUCCUGUUCAGAUGGCUGUUCUGCACCUUGGCGGUCCGAUUCUUCCGGGCUGCGCUGAACGCAGAGCUGAAGAUCAAAUCAGUAGGGCUGUUUUCCGUCAAAGGAGUCAGUAUCCAGUUUCACCCCCAGCACACUCUGGAAAUCGACAGGAUUUGGUUGUCGAGUAGACUUCUGAACCAGGACUUACCGCGAUACCUAGCGCUAUGCGUCGGUGACACCCGAGUCAGGUUUGACCUUCAAGUACCGCUGGGCCCACUGCUGAAGACUGGUCAUGGAAAAAAGACAAAGAAGACUUCAGUCAACCCCAAAACGCUCCGCUUUCUGUCCCAGCUGCUGUCCUUCCACGUCAGCUCAGUCAACGUGAUGGUGCUGAACCUGGCUCUCUCCGAGUCGCUGUGGCACAUGACGGUCACAGGCAUCACCUUGUUACUUGACCAUCAAAGUAAAAGGUUGGCGUGGGACUUCUCAGUGGGGCAACUAAGUAGUAAAGUUCUCAAAAGCAGCCAGUUGGAUAUAUGUUUGGCUGAGCUGGCCCUCAGCCUGCUGCUGUCGGGGGACGUGGCCCUACCAGAGAUGAGGCCAGGCUGCCUGUCCCUCAAUGUGAGGACGCUCACAGCAGAGCUGCAUGAGGGCUUGUUCCUCAGCCAGCUCCUGAUGUCGCCCAAGUCCCAGAAAAAAAAAGACCCUGCUGUAUCUGGUGAGCAAGAGUGCGACGACGCCGAAUUCAUCCGCACCGAGACGGUGGAAAAGUUUCACCAGCUGCUCCCCCACAACGUCAACGUGGAGUUCGACAACACAAACGUGACGCUGUCCAUGCACAGCCAGAAGAGACACCUGAAUUGGACUCUGAAAUCUUUGAAGAUGAGUUACGGACGUGACGACGAGCAGCAUCCCCUGAAGAGCUUCACUCCUGAGCUGAGCUUUCCUCAGAGCAGCCUGGAGCUCAUCCUGGAGGAUGGACUUCUUCUUUCUCAGAGCAGGCAGAGGAUCCUUUGCGUGAACACGCUGAAGACGUUCCUGCAGGUUACGUCCAUUGACAUCUCAGGGUCGUUCACAGUCAACACCUGCAUCGUGCACUAUCGCCACCAAGAGUUCUCCCAUUGGUUGAAUCUGUUUCCCUGGCAACAGCUGCUCCACAGGAAGGAAGCCCACAGAAAGAGUCCGUUAGAUUAUUUUCCCACCCUGGUCUUCCUCAGGCGUCUCCCCCACUUGGACGCUCCUGUGAUGAUCUCGUCCUCAGUGUCCAACGUCAACGUGUCCGUGCAGCUGGGGGACACCACGCCCUUCGCUCUGGGCUUCAUCGCCGCUAACGCAGAAGUGCAGCAUCUUCUCGACCUCAAGGUCGACAACGACAGCUCGGAUUCUCAGAACCUGCACCGGCGGGCCUCGCUGACCCUGGACAGCUUCUGGUGGAGAGUGGGUCAAGGCUCUCACAUCCAGCAGGCUCCUCACCCGCCGGGUAAACACGUGUGGGGCGAAGCGCUAAUUCUAGACACCUUAAGUCUCCAGGGGAGUUUGAACAGACCCCAGUCCGCCUGCAGCAGCCAGCCUCCCAGCCUGAACGUGGAGUCCAGUCUGAAGGGUCUCCAGGUGGAGCUGUCGGAGACCUGCGCGCUGUGCCUCUCUCGCCUCCUGUCCCUCCUGCGGGUUUCCGCUGACCCUCAGCCUCACCUGCCAGACGUGACGCCCGACUCGCCCUCUGGAGACGAAGCCGUCAAGUCAGGCCACUCCUCCUCACAGCCCGGCCUGCUUUUUAAACUGGACUGCUGUCUGGACGAUGUCAAUGUGUUCACAGUCUCCAAUGUGGCAGGAGCCGUGUCUCUGCGCAUGGACACCGUCAGCAUGCUGAGCUCCGCAGAGAGCUCCAGAGUGUCUCUCCAGGAGAUGAGCUUGUCUCUGGUGAAAACUCUCACUGAGAACAUGGAAGCGUGCUGCCCCGCCUCCCAGGCCCUCAACCCCAUACUCAAACUCACCGCAAUAACCGUCUGGUACCACGUCACCACACCCAGCCUACAGGUUCAGUGUGAAGACGAACUGGCUGUAGACUGGGCUCCACAGGACCACAUGGUCUUGUUCCAGCACAUGACUGAAGCUCAGGCCUGUUGGCGUAUGCUCCGUGGCGAACAGGAAGAGAACAGAGACGCCGUGCUGGGUCAGACCAGAAGCUUCUCCAUACGCCUGGAAAUGGGUUCGACCCAUUUGACGGCCCACGUCAGCGAGAAGAACUACAUCCUCCUGCACACCAAGGCCUUCUCCCUUUCAAAGCACGCCGGCUCCAUACACAUACGCUCCCCUCUGCUCAUCUUCAACUUCGACGGCAACAACAUCGUCUCAUUCAACGAGCUGGACGUGGAGACUCACGACGAGCUCACCGAGAUGCAGCUGCACAGGGACGCCUUCCCUUUCCUAGCCACUCCCCACAACCGAGUCUGGGUCCUCACCUGCCCAUCUCUGUCCGUGGAGUUCCCCUACCAGUACAACUUCUCCAAGACCUUUGACAUGGCCAUCGGCGUGCAGAAGUGGCUGAAGACUCUCCACCUCCCUCGGAGUUCUCCGCUGUCCGAGCAACGGCUGCCUCCCGACCUCGUGUUCAAAAUCAGCCAGUUCUCCUUCGUCUUCCUGGACGACGUCUUCGAAAUCAAGCUGAGAGACAACUAUGAGCUGAUGAAGGACGAGAGUAAAGAGAGCGCCAAGCGCCUGCAGCUCCUGGACAAGAAGGUGGCAGAACUCAGGAAGCAGCACGGAGAACUUCUGCCCGCCAGAAAGAUAGAGGAGCUGUACAGCUCGCUGGAGAAGAAGCACAUAGAGAUCUACAUCCAGCGCUCGCGCCGACUCUACGCCAACACUCCCAUGAGGAAGUCUCUGCUAACCUGGAACGUGUCGGACCUGGAGCUCGUCGCCCUGGCCGAUCAGUGUUUUCACGGUCCGGAGAAAGUCAGAGAGCAGCUGAGAGACAUCGACAGGAUCAGUCCCUUCCCCCGAGACGGGCUACCUCUGGUGGUUCAGUGGUGUCGUGCUGUCAAGUUUAAGCUAGGUGCUUUUUUGGUGAGAAUUCGAGAUUAUCCCCGCUACCUGUUUGAGAUCCGGGACUGGGAGCUGUCGGGACGUCUGAUCGGGACGGAGCAGGACGGUCAGGCGAGGGCUCAUCGCAAGCAGACCGUCCCGCUCGGAGCGCCGUGGGGAGAUGUGACGGUCCACAGAAACAUGCCUCCACUCAAGUUCUACUAUGAUUUCAAAUCCAACAUCUCUCUGUAUACCAUCGUGUGGGGGCCAUGUUGGGACCCUGCCUGGACGCUGAUUGGGCAGUCGGUAGACCUGCUGACCAAACCCACAGCCGAUCCGUCUCCCCCUCUGGCCUGGUGGGACAAAAGCCGUCUGCUCCUGCACGGACACUGGCUCAUGAACAUCGGGCACGCCAACCUGCAUCAGCUGGCUACCGAGGAUCCGUACAACACAACCGAGAACUUGCACUGGGAAUGGACCAAGCUGAACUUCGACUGGAAUCCUGGGGAGUUUGUGUUUAAAGGGAAUUUGGACGUAAACGUCCGGACGGCAUCAAAGUACGACGAUAUCUGUUUCCUGCAUUUGCCCAACCUCUGCAUGACCCUUGAUCUUCAGUGGCUUUGCCACGGCAACCCCCACGACCACCACGCGGUCAUGGUCUGCUGCACCGAGAACAUCGCGGACGUGACCUCGGGACAGCCUCACGACUCCUACCGAGCUUUUCGCUCUGAAAACCUCAACCUCUCCAUCACAAUGGACCUCAAUCAGAACUGCUCCACUGAACCUCCCGAGCCUCGAAUCUUGCUGUACAGCAGCACCCUGCGCUGGAUGCAGAACUUCUGGGCCACCUGGACCAGCGUGUCUCGACCGAUCUGCAGAGGCAAGCUCUUCCACAGCCUCAGGCCGGUCCGCAAAAAGCUGGGUCAGCACUACAAGCAGAUGUCCUACACGGCCGCCUUCCCUCAGCUACAAGUGCAUUACUGGGCUUCCUUUGCUCAGCAGAGAGGAGUCCAAGUGGAGUGCAACAAAGGUCACGUCUUCACUCGUGGGACUCAGAGACUCAUCCCACAGGCCGGCACUGUGAUGAGGAGGCUGAUCUCUGAGUGGAACGUGACUCAGAUGGUGAGUGAGCUGUCUCAGGUGACGGUUCACCUGAUGGCCUCCACCUGGGACGAGACGGCCGACCACCAGAUGAACGCUCAGGUGAAGAAGACUCACCUGCUCAGCCUGUCGUCGCUUAGCUACCAGCGGCAGAGCAACCGCAUGGAGGAGGAAGUGAACACAACAGAUGAAACAAAUGCCUCUUACACUCACAAACUGCGCCUGGUGGACCUCCGUGCGUCCUGGACGACCAUAAACAGAAACAUCGCCUUUGGGCUGUACGACGGUUAUAAAAAGGCGUCCGUGUUGAAGAGGAAUCUCUCCACCGAAGCUCUGAAGGGUCUGAAGAUCGACACACACCUGCAGACGAAGAAACUCAAGCGUUCCCCCUCCAACUACUCCCCGACCGCGGCUCUCGUCACUCCGGUCGUUCCCGCCGCCAAUCGAGUAGAGAAAAGUCAAAACGAAGGAACGUCGAUGUUGCAGAAGCUGAUCGAGGAGACGGACAAGUUUGUGGUGUUUUCCGAGGAGGACUCUGGAGUGAGCGACCAGCUGUGCGGCAUCGCUGCCUGUCAGACCGACGACGUGUUCAACCGUAACUGGUUCAUAGAGCUGGUCAACUGUCAGAUGAUGCUGCGCGGCACAGAAACAGCCGGCUGCGUGCUGGUGUCUGCAGCCAAGGCCCAGCUGCUGCAGUGCGAGCACCACCCAACCUGGUACAGCGACACGCUGAAACAGAAGACCACCUGGACCUGCCUGCUGGACGGCAUGCAGUACUUUGCCACCAUGGAGCUGAAUCCCUCUGAGCAGGAGGACCGGCAGCUGUGGCUGGAGGUGAAAAACAUUGAGGAGCACAGACAGCGUAACCUGGACUCAGUGCAGGAGCUGAUGGAGAGCGGCCAGGCGGUGGGAGGGAUGGUCAGCACUACUACAGACUGGAACCAGCCCGCGCAGGUGAACGAGUCGCAGCAGGUGCAGCGUAUCAUCUCGCGCUGCAGCUGCAGGAUGCACUACAUCAGCUACAGCCACGACAUCAACCCAGAGCUGGCCACGCAGAUCAAGCCUCCGGAGAUGAGGAACAACCACGAGAAAGAGGACCUGCUGAAAAAACAGGCGGGUGCCGUGGAAACGUUCACUCUCAUUCACCACGACCUGGAGAUUUCCACGAACCCGGUUCAGUACGCCAUGAUCCUGGACAUCGUCAACAACCUGCUGCUUCACGUGGAGCCCAGGCGCAAGGAGCACAGCGAGAAGAAGCAGCGGGUUCGCUUCCAGCUGGAGAUCUCCAGCAACCCAGAGGAGCAGCGCAGCAGCAUCCUGCACCUGCAGGAGGCGGUGAGGCAGCACCUCGCUCAGAUCAGACGCCUCGAGAAGCAGAUCUACUCCAACAUCAGGGCUCAAACCGACGAAGCGAACAGCGACGAACUGAUGGACAUCAACAUGCGGCUGCAGAACCAGCUGAACCAGGAGAAGAAUGACAUGCAGAUGAAGAGCGAGGAGCUCAACAUCCUCAUCAGGUGUUUUAAAGAUUUCCAGCUGCAGCGGGCAAACAAGCUGGAGCUGCGAAAGCCGCCAGAAGACGUGGGUGUGGUGCGCAGGACGGAGAUCUACUUUGCUCAGGCUCGUUGGUGUCUAACCGAAGAGGAUGGGCAGCUGGGCAUCGCAGAGCUGGAGCUGCAGAGAUUCAUGUACAGCAAGCUGAACAAGUCCGAUGACACGGCCGAACAUCUGCUGGAGCUCGGGUGGUUCACGAUGAACAACCUGCUCCCAAACGCAGCUUACAAGCGUGUGAGGGUUGUGCUUCGACCUCAGAGCAACUGCCAGUCGGGGCGACAGUUUGCCCUGCGAAUCUUCAGCAAAGUGCGCCCCCCGGUGGGAGGAAUCUCCGUGAAGGAGCAUUUUGAGGUGAACGUGGUGCCGCUCACCAUCCAGCUCAUGUACCAGUUCUUCAAACGGAUGAUGGGGUUCUUCUUCCCGGGCCGAAACGUUGAAGAGGAAGACGUCACGGAUGAGGAAGACAAGUCCAGAAUGGUCACUACUGCUAUCCCAGUCAAACCCCGGCCGCUGUCGGAGGACACCAUGGGCGCCAUGGGCCCCAGUAAGAGCAUCACCCAGGGACUGAACCGCACGGCAGGGGUCAGGAGGUCGUUCAGGAAGCCUCCAGAGCAUCCUGUGGAUGACAUCGAUAAGAUGAAGGAGAGAGCUGCUAUGAACAAUUCCUUCAUCUACAUCAAGAUUCCCCAAGUGCCUCUGUGUGUCAGCUACAAGGGAGAGAAGAGCAGUGUGGACUGGAAAGACCUGAACCUGGUUCUUCCGUGUUUGGAGUACCACAACAACACGUGGACGUGGCUGGACUUCGCCAUGGCAGUGAAACGGGACAGCCGGAAGGCCCUCGUAGCGCAGAUGAUAAAGGAGAAGCUGCGGCUGAAGCCGGCCUCCGUGGCGGAGCUGCGCGGGAAGGCGUCCGACGCCAAGACGGACAACAACCAGCAGCAGCAGGAGGAAGACGAGAAGGCCCGGCUCCUCAUCGGCCUCAGCACCGCGGACAAAAGCUCCAGCAAGAAGAGCAUCUUCAGCCGACGCAAGUGAAGAAAAAAAAAACCCCCACACCCCUCACUGUCGCAGCUCCCUCCGAGGGACACCCCAACGUCACUCCAGCUUCUGGAACCACGUUGGAAGAGCGGGCAAAGCUUCUCCUGCAGUUUCACUGCAUCACAUGAGCCUGCUGAACUUGUUUUCGAAGGAUCUCCAUGGAUAUCUGGAUGUCAAAAUGACCAAAUAUGUGGUUUUGUGUUUUUUUUUUGUUUUGUUUAUCUGUGUGCCAAUUAUAGCAUUUCAUACACUGGGCAGCUCUGAUUUACGAAAGCAUUUAACUGACAGAGCUCGGAAAUAAAUCGAGGAGCGGUAAAUUGGUAAAGCGAGAAAAUUUAAAGCUUAUCUCAUUAAAAUGAAACUUUGUCAUUAUAACGACACAAGUUUUAUGUGAAGCGAGAAACCUUCUCAUCUUAAUAUACUCGUUUUAGCGAGUUUGCAUCUAGUUAUAACAUUCUCGUUUUAAUGAGAAACUGAAGAAAGUCGUUCUUAUUAGCAAUAAAUGUUCUCGUUUGGCAUCUCAUUACAACUAGAAAGGUUCAUGUCUUACUUAACGAGAUAUUUUCUUGUUCUAACAAGAAACGUUCUCAUUUUAACGGGAAGCGUUUUCCUUUAACAGGAAACAUUCUCUUGACAACGUCUAAAAAUCCCAAGAGGUUUUGCUGUUUUACCAUUACAACUUUUCUUGUUAAAGGAGAAAAUAUUUUGGUGUAUAUAUAUAUAUAUAUAUAUAUAUAUAUAUAUAUAUAUAUAUACAUGUAUGUAUGUAUAAAAAAAAACACGAUGCUGCUCCUUAAUUUCUCUCCCAGCUCCGUCAGACUGAUGAACCGGAUGUAAUAAGUGUUUUGUUGCAUUGAACGUAGCGAGGCAGAUUCCUGCUCCUCUCCUGCUGGCUCAGGAACACCGCUGCAGAUCCACCACACACACACCCCCACACACACACACACCGCUUUCACUACUAACAGCUGGGAUUCCAUUCAUUUCAUGCUAAACCUAAAUUUAUCAGUGUAUAUUUUACCAUGUAUGGAAGAAGCUGAUCUGGGCUGCAUGACUGUCACUGACAUGAAGGCCGACAUGUUUUCGAUUUUUACUGCAUCACUCAGCCUGCUGUUUUACUUUAACUUACCUCAGUGCAAUUAAUCAAGAAGAAAAACAACAUCUUCGAGUACUUGAUGGUUAUGUUGAAAAGGAAAAAAAAAUAAAAAAUGAAGAGUGCGUCUUCUGUAAUUUUAACACUAAAGCACUUUUCAUGCAAAGUAUUUGAUAUUUUUGUAACCACGGUUGUUCUGUCACUUGUCUUGAACGUUUCGAUUAAAGAGUAACGCAACAGCGGCUGUGCUCGC